UGCAAAAAGGUUUCCAGUUCUAUUCUGGACUGUCCCUACACAAAGCGACGCUUAUUAAAGCAGCGCUUAAGGGCUGUCGUUAUGCUGGCUUUAGGUUGACACACGUUAACGGGUCAGCCAUAGAAGGUAGAAGUGCGGUCAAACCUAAACCCAGGGUAUCACCUUUGAAGCUAUGGUUGAGACAUCUGCUAACUUGGAUAACCUUGAGAAGGUCUCGUUGCCGGUACCUUUCCCAGUCGCUAUAGUUACUCGGCCUCACCCUGGCAUAAGCGGAAGCCCAAACUGCAAUUACCAGACGCUAGUCUUUUCAAACGAGAGAGAUGCUUUAUUCAGCAGCGGCUCUGGAGCUCGGAGUUGCAUUUUUGAACUGCUAGGUGAUGGCAGUGACCCUAGUGCGCCAUUCCGCCUGGCAGCCCUUGCGCUGGAGCUCAAGGAACGAAGCCCCGAUGGCCGCCUGGUGCCGUACACCUGCCAGGUGGCGCUGCACCGGGCCGUGUACGACUCAUACUCCAAGGCGGUGUACUUUGUGGAGGGCCGCGCGCUGAUGCGUCUGGGUUCCGACGACGUGGUGGCCCCCCUGGCGGGCCACCGCGAGCUGUGCGGCGCCAAUGACGGCCCGGGCGGCGCCGCGCGCUUCCAGCUGCCGCACUCCCUGGCGGCGGACGGCGCGGGGUCGCUGUUCGUGGCGGACUGCGGCACUGUGAGGCGGGUGGUGCUACCGGGGCUGCACGAGCGGGAGGGCGCGGAGGCGGUGGUGACGACUUUGUACGGCGGCCCCUGGAGUGCUGGCUUUGUGGACGUGGCAUACGAAAGCACCACCGGCCGCCUCUACGCCGCCACCAUCUCCGCCGUGUACCGCCUCUCGGACGAGGGCCGCGUCAUCACCCGCGUGGCGGGCUGCGAGGCGGCCAGCGGCAGCGGCAGCGCAGCAGCCAGCAACUGGGGCGGCGGAAACGGCCUGCCCGCACCCGCGGCGGCAGCGGCUGUGCCCGCAGGGGCGGCCCCGGAGGGGGCCGCAGCCGCCACCUCCGCUGGCAGUGCUGCGGGCGGCGGCAGCGGUGCGGGUCAGUUCCAGGGUUUCGGUGGCAUCAGCGGCCUGGUUGCUGACGUGGACGGCGGGCUGCUGGUUGCAGACCGGCAGCACGUGUACCGGUUGGAGGCGGACGGGGGGGUGGCGUCGGUGAUAUGCGUGGGCAAGAGCGACACGUCAUGGGGCGCAGUGGGCUGCUACCCAUGCAUCCUACCCAACGGCUGGCUGGCGCUCUGCCAGUACCACGACCGCCGGCUGCUGCUGCUGCACCUGGGGCUACAGCCCGCCCCCGCCCCGCAGCGAGCCGUCUGGCACGAGGGCGUGUCGGGGCUGCUGGGUGACCUGGCGGCGCUGCUGGCCUGCCCGGACGGCAGCGAGGACGUGGAGGUGGCGGUGGGGGGCGCGUGCUUCCGCUGCCAUCGGGUCAUCCUGGCGGCGCGGUGCGCCUACUUCAGGCGGCUGUUCGCGGGCAGCUUUGCGGACAGUCGGGCGAGGAAGGUGGUGCUGCAGGAUGCCGACCCUGACGCCUUCUCCCACCUGCUGCGGCACAUGUACACGGGCGACCUGUCCUUCCCGCUCGCCUCGCUGCGGGCGGUGGCGGAGCUGGCGGACCGGCUGCUGCUCCACCAGGUCGUCCGCCACGUGCACCGGCGGCUGCUGGCGGCCGCCCAGCCGGAGGGUGUGGUGGCCGACAUGCUGUGGGCGCAGCGGCAGGGCUUCACCGACCUGCUGGCAAGCCUCAAGGAAUGGUACCUGGAGCACCAGACGCAGGUGCUGGCGGCCGCCCCGGACAGCGUGCGCGAGCUCUUCGUGGCCGCCCCCGCCCUCAUGUACGACCUGCACUGCGCCACGGUACGGCAGGCGCAGCAGCAGCAGCGGAAGUAGGGGAGGCAGCCACAGGGGUAGCAGCGAGGGCAGCAAGAGGAAUGGGGACGACGACAGCAGCUGUGAAUACUGCAGUGCUGUAGGGGCGCCAGAAGUUGUGGCGUCUGCUGGAUAUGCGGCGGGGUUUUGGUGCAUGUUGCAUCUUCAAAGCAUGACAUGUGGAAAGACAGUUUUCUCUCAGACUCAAUGCAUGAGGAGAUGUGGGGCUUAUGUGCACAUGUGGUCUUACAUGGUGACCGCCCUGUUGAGGCAAAACACUAACCAGGCUAAUGGGCUUAUGACUACCGCAGGUUUAUGCUUCCCAGUUGGCCUUUGCAUCACAGCCAGGCACGACUAUAGGCCUAGUCCCGUGCUCGUGAGUUCAUGUCCCAUCGUGUGGCAGGACUAUUGCUCACCUUUGCUGGUUUCCGGUUCUCCCCGUCGUUGUCAGUUGAUUGCCUUCAAUAUUGCCCCAGGCUGGCAUAUACCGCUGCCGAUCUGGGUUCUUGGGUGCUGGUGUGUGCUCGUUGCUGGGAGGACGGAAGACAAUGGAAGGUCAAGCUUUGUACCGUCCACGAUGUGCGCGGGGGCUACAGAUGCUGAAUAAAGUACGUGCGGUGCUGGUUAGGUCCACAGUUAAUGUACAUCCCCAAGUCCAUGAUAUGUUUGGGAGCACUUUUUGUGAUGACGACAGACCCGAGGGUUGUACUAAAUACCAGUCUCCGCAGAACCCCUUUGGUGUUGACGCGAAGUGACGUAACCAAGCAAAUGGAAUAUGUUUUUUGAAUGGCGGCAGGACUGUUGGGAUGCGAUGCAUUUGCAUGUGACGGAAGUGUUGAGUGCUUUUGCAGGGUUGCUGAUUUUGUUGUGUUGUAGUGUCGUUGGUGCUAAAUGCAAGCCCACAUGGCAAGGGGGAGUGCGAUUGCACUUGUGACUUAUUUGCGGUUAUUGAGGUGGCUGCUGUUGGUGCGGCCGACACGGCCGGCCGUUGUGGCCUGCUCUCCUGUGGCCUAACCCGCAUGCGCGCGACCGCCCUCGAACGAACCCUUCUUAUUCCCUAGCUACUAUUACGUUUUUCAUCGCAAAUGGCCGCCGCUCUCAGUGUGAAGGAGAGGGGCAACGGAACGGUUGUACGACAAGCGGUAGCAGUAGCGAUGACCUCUUCGUAAUUACAGAAGUACGGCACCCUACGUAAGAACCUUAAUGUGCAGGCUAUUGUGUUGUUGUUGAUGCGGUUGUCGCCCUCAUGUCACGCUGGCAGGGUUGUACUACCGGUACGACGGUAGCCAACGAGCCGUCCAAAACCCUAGAACAAAACUGCAUGUAUGCCCAUUACGGCAAUGUUAAUUUUAUACCAUGG
This is a messenger RNA of Astrephomene gubernaculifera, 3254 nucleotides long. NCBI's taxonomy places the organism in Eukaryota, Viridiplantae, Chlorophyta, Chlorophyceae, Chlamydomonadales, Astrephomenaceae. The record is from the annotation of a GenBank genome assembly.